GGGAUGGUUCACAACUUAUCAAGAAUUGUAGUAAUUGUUUGGCUUUUUGUGGUGCUGAUAUUGCAGCAGAGUUACACUGCAAGUUUAAGCUCAAUUCUGACAGUUGAACAACUUCAGCCAACAGUCACCAGUUUAGAAGAAGUUAUCAGUAAAGGGAGCCAUGUCGGCUACCUCAAUGGUUCAUUCUUGCCUGAGCUUUUGAGAAGUUUGAAAAUUGAUGAUUCAAAGAUGAUUGCCUUCGACUCUCCUGAGGAAUACAAUGAAGCCUUAUCAACUGGAAAAGUCGCCGUCAUUGUUGAUGAGAUACCAUACCUUAAGGUGUUCCUUAAAAACUAUUGCCACAACUACACUAUGAUUGGACCAACCUACAAGUUCGAUGGAUUUGGUUAUGCAUUCCCUCGAGGCUCUCCUCUCACACCUGAUAUUUCGAGGGGGAUACUGAAACUUGAAUCAAAUGGCAGAAUGGUGGAGCUACAAAAAGCUUUGUAUGGCGAUAAGUCAUGCCCAGACAAAGAUAACUUCCAAACUUCAAGCAGCCUUACAUUGCGCAGCUUUCAGGGGUUGUUCAUCAUCUCCGGGGCAUGUUCAGUUCUGGCAUUAACACUGCACGCUGUCAGAACCAUUUAUAGUAGUCCACAUGGAUCAAGCAGUGCAAGUACUCAGAGUUUAUGGCGCAGAUGGCUUGCCGUUCUAUCUAAGGUCUUCCACAAGGGUGGUAGUCCUUCUACUACUCCAGAUAAUGUUGAGCCCACAACGCCUAUUGGUAGUACAGGUGAUACAGGAAGCCCUCCCGAAGGAGAACAUUCUGAUGCAGGACCGUUGUCAUCUCCACCCAUGCGGGGUUACAAUGGAAGACACAUUUUGUCUACCAAUAGGAGUUCAAUGCGUCGGAGGCAGAUACAAUCUUGUAAUGAAAUACACGGUGACUUCAUUGCGCCGGAGGUAGAUAGAUCGUUGUGAAGGUUUGCUGUCUUAGCUGUAGAUUUAUGUUGAUGUUUAGU
Messenger RNA from Lolium rigidum, 1001 nucleotides. RefSeq names its product glutamate receptor 2.8-like. Gene Ontology annotation, cellular component: plasma membrane. The record is from RefSeq and is a predicted model, not a curated record. The coding region runs from base 4 to 960 and encodes 318 amino acids. Lineage: Eukaryota; Viridiplantae; Streptophyta; Magnoliopsida; Poales; Poaceae. The transcript has 2 exons. Gene Ontology annotation, molecular function: ligand-gated monoatomic ion channel activity; signaling receptor activity.